AGUUUGCGCGCAAACAAAUUGGAUGAUUCGUCAACAAACGAUUGGUGUGAGUGUACACUUAGUGAAUUUUCGUAAUGGCAUAACAAAUUUACAUCAGUAUAACCUAUUAUAGUUGCAAGCUUUUGGGCAGUUACACCACACAGAGCCACCAUCCAGUAGGAAGAUUGUUUUCUACCCUGUCUAACAAGAUGGCAGGAACAACUCUUUCUCUACUUUUCAGCUUGUCAGCUGUCUUCAUUGUGGCCACAUUUGGUGCACAGAGUGACCGAGUGUUAUUGCGUGAAAUUUCUGCCAUAACACUGAGACAUGGUAUGCAAACAAAUGCCCGCAGAUCAUCAUCUGUCCCACAGGUGAAAUGUGUUGGGGGAUCAGCUGGUUGUCACGCCUUCGUCCCACAGGUGGUUCAGUGUCAAAACCGUGGUUUUGAUGGCUACGAUGUUCAGUGGGAGUGCAAGACUGAUAUGGACAAUGCCUAUCGCUUUGGCCAAGUCGAGGUGUCCUGUGAAGGGUUCGACUAUCCCGAUGACCCCUACGUCCUCAGGGGAUCCUGUGGGUUGGAGUACACCUUGGACCUCACAAAGGAAGGACAUCAGCAGAAACAUCACCAUAGCAACCAGCACAACUAUGGCGACGAUUACCAUGACCGUAGCUCCAACUACUACAGCAGCCACAAGACGCAGCACUCAUCCUUUGGAGGUGUCAUUGGCCUAGUUGCAGCUGGAUUUGUCAUUUAUAUGAUCUACAAGAUGUGUCUAGCUCCUCCAACCAAUACCGCAGGUGCUCGGCCGGACCAGCCACCACCCUACACCCCCCCACGACAACAACCAGGCACCACCCCCAGGGUUCAAACCUACUAUGGUAAUGCUGGCAACACAGGCAGCUAUCCUAACACUGGUGGAUAUGCAAACACAGGGACGUAUGCUAACAGAGGAGGAUAUGCAGGGACGUCUACCAACACUGGAGCUGGAAAUGGCUUCGGAGGCUUCUGGACAGGAAUGGGAGCUGGUGGAUUACUGGGAUACCUGUUCGGCAGCGGCAACAGUGGCUAUGGCAACAGUGGCUAUGGCAACCGAGGCUACACACAUCGUCACCACAACACUGGGUCGUUCUGGGGUAACGGGGCUGGCGGAUGGGGUGGGGGUGGGGGCAGUGGGUUCUCCAGUGGGUGGUCCUCUGGGAGAUCCUCUGGGGGAUCCUCUGGGGGGUCUUAUUCUGGGGGCAGUAGCUCUGGAACCAGGACAGCCUCAGGGUUUGGAGGGACUAAGAGAAGGUAACUCAUUCACAGAAACACUGAAUGAUGCAAAUGCAUGAAGGCAGAUGAUGGGUGAAAAUAUGCAUUUCUUUGGCCCAAGUUCAACUUCAAACAAUAUUACUGCUAUAUAGGUUUGUGGAUGUUGGGAGGGAGGGGGUGGGGGUAUUUCUCCAUUUACAUCAAAGUGGAUACAAUUCCAGAAGUUUAAGGACCAAGGGGGUGUAUUUGGUAUCAUGUACCAUGUACUUAUUCAAUGAAGAUGUUUCAUUGGACAAUGAUGUUCUGAUUAGGUGACCUUUCUUUCACGUACAAUUUAUUCAGUAGAUGUGAGAUCCCUGAUUAUUUAUCAUUUCUUAUGCUAAAGAGGCUGAAUGCCCAAUGUGAAAGGCUAAAGGAUUAUAUCAAGCCUUGAAAUUCAAGCAGCUUUUUGUUUUCUUUUAUUAUUUAACAUGUUACACUUUAUUUAAGUCCCAAGUAUGUUCAAUAUGCAGAAGAUUUGGAAAAGCAAAACCUGAUCAGCCUGAUUUUCAUUCUUUCAAAGAUGUCAAUGGGUUUGGGACUUUUAGUGAUUUCAUCUUUUUUCUUCAAUUUGUGCAAAUAUUUUCCUUCUCAUGUGAUCAUCACUUACCAUAUUUAUCUGUGUAUUUGUUUGUGAUUAAUAUGGAGGUGAAGAAAAUGAAAACAACUUUAGCAACUUUGUGUGCAUUCCUGGAUGACUAUACAGGCGUGUUUGUUGCAAAUCCAACAUAAGAAAGUGGGAUCUACACAAGAUUUCUUUGUGAGAUUUCUACACAAAUAUAGUCCAACCAGCAACUGUCAAGUUUGUUCUUGCCCAAUUAAAAUACCAAUUUGAGAAUUUGUUAGGGUUGUUUCCAUGGUGACAUAUGUUUCCGUGUUCCUUUCUCCAAAAGGGGCAUCGAUUUGGUUUGAGCAGCGUAUUUUACAAAGAGAUUUGUGUGAACACUUCUAUGUUUUGACUGAUAUACUCUUGGAUGGAUGUCUUGAUGUACAUUAUCUAGUUUACAUUUUAAAUGAGAAGAAUAAGUAACAUAUUUCAUGUUAAAUAUUUGUUUGCCUUUAUAUCUUUCUUUCAACUGACAAGAUAAGAUAAUGACAGAGUCAUUUAUCAAACUAUCUUUAAUGAAUUUGUAUCUGAAAUCUCAUAAUGUCCGAAAAGUUUUUAUAAAUUUUGGACUAAAUGUUUGAUGGUUCCGUCAUAACCAGCUGAAGUGUUACUAUAUUGUGUGAAGACAUGGAAUCUAUAAUUCUGGACUUUGGAAAAAAAUAUCAUGGGAUUCUAGAAAAGCAAAAUUCAUUUUCGAAAGGUAAAGCCUGUUUUUGUACUUAUCUUUAAAAGCGAUUCCCAUGUCAAGUGUGUGUUUAUAUAGAAUCACAUACCUGAUUAUCCUUGUCCAGGAUAUUUUGUGUUCAUAAAAGUUGUAAAGUACAACUGAUUGUGAUAUUUGUCUGUAUGUACCAAAAAAAAUGUAAAUAUGUGAAUCGAUAAUAAACAUUAUGUUUUUGA
Molecule: messenger RNA, 2777 nt
Organism: Haliotis rubra (blacklip abalone)
Lineage: Eukaryota; Metazoa; Mollusca; Gastropoda; Lepetellida; Haliotidae
Product: store-operated calcium entry-associated regulatory factor-like
Exons: 8
Coding region: 189-1274 (361 amino acids)
Biological process (GO): regulation of store-operated calcium entry
Cellular component (GO): endoplasmic reticulum membrane
Source: RefSeq, a predicted model, not a curated record